AUGGAAGAAGCUCCCAGAAACAGCGGCCUGGUGGCUGCCACCCUCCGGCUCAGAAGACCCCGGUCGCUGCCCGGGGGUGUCUCAGGAAGCUACGUGCAACCCCAGCACCCCUUGCCUACGACUUUCGAGGGCGUCCCGCGGCCCCUACGGUGGCCCUUGGGGACGGCGACCCAGGGUCGCACACGAGGGGCCUGCGCCUGGACCUCGGCACUGCCCGGCCGCGUGUCUCCCCGCGAGGACCCUGCACAGCCAACCGGGUCAGGACAAGCAGCCCCCACCCCGCUGCUGUGGCCCAUCCGCCCGGACCCGGCGCCGCCCACAGCCGCGGGGCUGCCGCCCGACUCAUUACCAGCGGGCACCUGGGGCCGGGCACCCAGACAUGCGGAAGGCGAGGUGCCCGCUCCCGAGGGCUCACCCGGCAACCAGGGGGAGCAGGCCCACGGAGCCACAAGCGGGUUUCCUCUCCGGGUUCCCUGUCGGGGUCCCACGAGCCCGCGCGGCAAAGGGCCAGCUCCGUGGGCGCUCAGCGUUGUCCUCGUUGUGAUCCCGGGAGUGAGCUCCCCGUCCCUGAGGGUGUGUAAGCAGAGCGCUGGGGAGCGGCUGGCAAGGAUUCUACGAAGCGCCUCACGGGCCGGGCGAGACUCGGGAACAUCUAAACUUCUCGUCUCAAAGGUCCCCCAGUUUCCGCGCCCCCCGCAGCCCCACCAACACUGCCGCACAGCUGAGCCGAGCGCUGAUGGCAAAGGGCGGGCAAAAUGUCAGAAAUUUCCCCCAGAGACCGUGGAAGGGGUUUUUGUGGGUUUUUCUCUUCCUCUAGCUUGCCGGAAGCCCCAGGGCAAUAAAACUCCAGCAGAAAUGCCCCGCCCACCCCCAGCAGGAGGCGCUUGGCACGGCUGCGGCUGCGAGCUGCGGCCCCCUGCCCCCUGCCCCCUGCCCUCCCUGCCCACUCUGUCCCCGCCAGGCAGGGGCGAAGGGAGCGGGCGGCCUGGGAGGGAAGGGUCUUUCCUCCCACAGCUGAGAUUAUGGGGCCGGAGCCACCGGUCAGAACCUUGGCUGCGGUCGCUCUGGGGAGAAGCGGCUCACAGCAGGGCCGCGGAGGGAAGGCUUCCUGGAGGCAGGGGUGCCAGGACCGCGGGACAGGCUGGGGUGCAGAGGGCAGCCCGGGGCACACAGGCAUGUCAAAGGCCCAGAGACCUGAAAGCACGAGGAAGAGAGGCCAAGGGGAAAAGCCUGGAAAGCCAUGACGGGGGCCUGUCUGCAAGCCAAGAAGGGAAGACUUCUCACCAGAAACCAAACCCAGCUAGAACCCUGGCCUUGGACUUCUAGCCAGCAGAACUGUCAGGAAACAAACGUCUGUUGUUGCAGUGGCCCCCACACCCCACCCCAGCCCCGACUCCCCGUCUGUGGUGUUUUCCUAUGGCUGCCUGGGAGGACUGAGAUGGACGGAUGGACGGAUGGGGCAUGGGAGGCCGAAGGAACGGGGAGGGGUGAAGGGGCAGACGGGGGAUGGCAGGCC
This is a messenger RNA of Canis lupus familiaris (dog), 1516 nucleotides long. RefSeq names its product translation initiation factor IF-2-like. The record is from RefSeq and is a predicted model, not a curated record. Bases 1 to 1326 code for a protein of 441 amino acids. The transcript has 5 exons. NCBI's taxonomy places the organism in Eukaryota, Metazoa, Chordata, Mammalia, Carnivora, Canidae.